GUCCCCUGAAAGAAAUCUUUCAUCGACAUUCAGUUUUUGUUAAUGAACCAUUAUUGCACUCAAAGUUGACAACGACCUUACAGGAUUUGCAAUGCUGUCGAAAGGCUCAAGCCAAGAACUGACAAGUGAUGCGAAUGACAGCAAUAGAUGUACAUUAUAUUACUUUCCAACGUCAUUUUCAUCACAAAAGGUUUUAUUAGCACUUUUUGAAAAAGAUGUAAAAUUUAAGCCAAAGCUAGUCAGUCUGUUUCAUGGUCAGCAUAUGGAACCUUGGUAUGUAAAAUUGAAUCCAAGUGGUGUUCAUGUUCCAGUUUUAGUUCAUGAUAAAAAUGUUAUCAGUAAUCCAGAAGAUAUUAUAAAUUACAUAGACAGGACUUUUGAUGAAGGUCCAUGCCUAGUUCCAUCUUCGGACACAGAAUUAGGACAGUCGGUGGCAGCAGUGAGAUAUCAGUUAAAUAAUAUUCCUGUGGAUGUCAUUACAUAUGGAAUCAUAUUCCAUCCUUAUCUGUCUGAUUCUGGGUGUAGAAUACCCUUUGCUGUACAGCGUAGUAUGAGAGAGAAUUUUGCCCGUAGAUUGAGAUAUUUAACACAUAAAGCUACUAAACACCCUGAUUUGAGAGAUGGCUAUUUAGCCAAAAGUCAGACAGCAGCCCAGAAGUAUGAUGUAAUUACAGAUGAAGAAAAAGUUAAAGGGCAACUUGAACAAUUGGAAACUAUUUUGGAAGAAAUUGAAGCGAUGAUGCAGUCUGUUCAAGAUUCUGAUUCAUAUUCUAAUCCAGAUGUUUGGUUAUUUGGACCUCAUUUUACCGCUGCAGACAUUACUUUCUCCUGUCUGCUUAACCGUUUGGUUCUUCUUGGUCUCGAAACUCGUUAUUUCCCAAGUUAUAAAUGUCCAAACAUAGAUCGGUACUACCGACAACUACAGCGACGUUCCACGUACAGAGUUAUUCAAAAAGAAGUCGCAAACAUGAGACUAACUUUAGUAUGGGAAGAUCUGAAAGCUAUAUCGCCUUACAUGGUCGGUGCUACAGGAAUAAUUUUAACUGGUCUGAUCGCAUAUUGGUUUUUAAAGAAAUUGAAAAAUUAAUAAAGACUGAACAGCCAGUGUCAAAUACCUUAGAUAUUGGAAAGUGCAAUAUCACCAGUUAGUUAACCGUUGUAUAAAUAUUUAUUGACAAUAAAUACUUGAAGUGUUUAAAUCAUAACAGAGUAUUUCCACAUUAUAGUCAUUUUGAGUAAAAGGUAUUUAAAAUAUGCCAUAUACCACAUUUUGGUAACAAUUUCAAAAUGUGAUGGUCGCAUUACCGCAGUAUGGACAGAAACUAACAUUGAUAAAUUCUUAUGUAGAUCUGAUUAUCUCAUUUUGAUGGGAUUGGUGUAUACUGUGUUUUAACCUCUUCGCAUCCUUAUUUUAGAUACACUUGUAAUGUAUACUGUUUAAUUGUAUAUUGCUUCCAGUUAUAUCUUACAAUAAAUAGCAUAAUACCAUUGGUUAUUAU
Patella vulgata (common limpet) is the source of this 1499-nucleotide messenger RNA. Its product is annotated as ganglioside-induced differentiation-associated protein 1. Gene Ontology annotation, biological process: mitochondrial fusion; mitochondrial fission. The coding region runs from base 92 to 1087 and encodes 331 amino acids. The transcript is spliced from 5 exons. NCBI's taxonomy places the organism in Eukaryota, Metazoa, Mollusca, Gastropoda, Patellidae. Gene Ontology annotation, cellular component: mitochondrial outer membrane. The record is from RefSeq and is a predicted model, not a curated record.